CAGAAGGGAACUCACAAACCAGGCUGGCAACGACGUCUCGAAUCACUAUGCUAAUGAGGACACAGGGGGCACCGGUAAACCGGAAACCGACCGCCAGUGCGGGCUGCAGGCACCGCGCUCCUCCCUCAACCCAGGUGUCCAUUUCUUAGCUGACACCCGGCCCAUUCGCGUCCUGUGCGUCUGGGGGCUUCCCGUGCUGGGCACCAGAGCUGGAAAGGCCAAGACCAUGACACACGGGAAGCAGGAGGAAGAUCAGACUUACUGCGACCGCCUGGUGCAGGACACGCCGUUCCUGACAGGCCAGGGGCGCCUGAGUGAGCAGCAGGUGGACAGGAUCGUCCUUCAGCUGAACCGUUACUACCCACAGGUCCUCAACAACAAGGAGGCCGAAAAGUUCCGGAACCCCAAGGCGUCACUGCGCGUGCGGCUCUGUGACCUCCUGAGCCACCUGCAGCGGAGCGGUGAGCGGCACUGCCAGGAGUUCUACCGAGCCCUGUACAUCCACGCCCAGCCCCUGCACAGCCACCUGCCCAGCCGCCACAGCUUGCAACACUCAGAUUGCACAGAGCUCGACUGGGGCAGCGAGAGCCACGGGCUGAGUGACAGGGGACCCAUGAGCUUCCUGGCAGGCCUCGGCCUGGCCACCGGCCUCGCCCUACUGCUCUACUGCUGCCCUCCAGACCCCAAGGUGCUGCCCGGGACCCGGCGCAUCCUGGGCUUCUCGGCCGUCAUCAUUGACAGGCACGUCAGCCGCUACCUCCUGGCCUUCCUAGCAGACGACCUUGGGGGGCUGUGACGGAGCAGACACCAGGCCUCGCCCACUGCACAACCAAAGAGUCCCCUCCCUCCGCUGCCUGCUGCAGGGCUGGCACCUCUUUUUCUAAAUGUUUCCUUUUCAUUAUUUAUAAUUUCUCCACGAAGCACAUCACCUUCACCCUACAAGGUGCUUGAUGAUAAUAAAUGCUGAGUCCUCUC
Messenger RNA from Chinchilla lanigera (long-tailed chinchilla), 975 nucleotides. RefSeq names its product chromosome unknown open reading frame, human C9orf89 (gene Card19). Gene Ontology annotation, cellular component: mitochondrion. Bases 227 to 796 code for a protein of 189 amino acids. The record is from RefSeq and is a predicted model, not a curated record. The transcript has 6 exons. Lineage: Eukaryota; Metazoa; Chordata; Mammalia; Rodentia; Chinchillidae.